GUGCCCUUUAACUGGUUUCAGAGUCAAUGAAUUUAAUAUCGAGAAAGUUAUUAUUGCUGCUAUGGGCGGCUAGUGCCGUCUUAGCAGGCUGGGAAGAGGACUUAGAGACAAUCUUAGACCGGCUAACUCAGGCUGCCUAUGCAAGUGCUAGUCACGAAAGCCUGGACAGUCUGCUGCCGCUUCUUCAGCCUGACGGGUCCUUCUCGGAUUUGAAGUACGGCGAAGAUGGAUCCACCUCUUUCAGGACACAUGGCAGAAGACAAAGCGCCCUUAUGUAUCAUCAUGUCAACGGAGUGGAUCUGACACGUGAAAUUAUCUCAUCGUUUGAAUUCGUGACUUACGAUGCGCCGGCUAAUCCAGAUACCAACUGGUGGGGUCACGUGAUCGGCGUCCCUAUUGUAAUGUGGGAAGGAGUUACACUUGCCAGGGAUCUGCUAAGCCAAGAGGUUUUGACGGAUUUUUUAAACAGGUACUGGGUUAACACACCAGCUGGACCUGUGUGGAAUACGGAGGACCACUCAGGCACUAUGUCAGGAGGGAAUUUUGGCCCACGAGCGAUGCUUGCCGAAGUCGAGGGUCUUUUAAGAGGAAGUUUUACAGAAGUCCACUUGGAAGUUCAAGAAGCUAUGUUCCGAGAAUUGGCUCAGAGGCAACCUUACGGCGGCAAUGGCUUGAGGCAAGAUGGUUGUUUACAUCAGCAUAACAUACAAGGGGACCACGCCACUCACCACGGGUACCUCGACCAUACUCUCUCCAAUAUGUACAAUACUGGUUAUGGAAGAGAACUACUGAGGUAUGCGUCGAAUCUCCUCACCUGGUACACUGGGACGAGCAUGGACUUUGACGACGCAACUUUAGAGGGAAUGUUCAGUGCCUAUUUGGAGUGCCAACAAUGGCUCUUCCGGGGCCACACGUCUGAGCCUACGACGUGCGGCAGGCAUAUUACAGAUGGUUCACUCAGCACUCUCUACGGCACGCGAGGAGCGGUACGAGACACGGGAAACAACCUCAAGAAGUUGGGUCGACAUCUGGAGGAAGUGGAAUCUGUUCUUCAUCGAUAUAACAAUGUUCUCCCGGACCCUGAGCAUGCGCUGAUCGGGAACAAGUUCUUCUUUAACUCAGACCUGACUGUGCACCACCGGCGGGAGUACAUGGCCAGCGUGCGCGUUCUGUCCAACCGCACGACGAGGCCCGAGACCUGGCCUCCGACGCAGAACGGCGACGGCUAUUUCCAGGGAGACGGAUUUUUAACGGUGCUUGUGGACAGUGAAGAAAACGGAAGACCGGGGACUGAGGUGUUCCUCGUGUAUGACUGGGCGAGGGUUCCUGGUGUGACGAAUAUUUACACAACGGACAUUCCACAGUACCACACCGGAGUUUACUGGUCAGAAAGGUUCUUCAACAACGUGACAUUUGCCGGCGGCGUGUCCGACGGGCUGGUGGGCGCCGUUGCCAUGGUUACCAAUCGCCCCCACGAACCAUUACGUCAUCUCAAAUCCUGGUUCUUCUUUGAUGACGUCAUAGUGGCCCUUGCUUCUGACGUCACCUUAGGGGGCGAUGAUGUCACGGGGGAAAGUGUUAUCACUACGUUGGCACAGCUGGCUUUCGACGGAACCUUCGUCAUAGGGACAGCGACAGGAGAGGAAGUGACACCGGGUUGGGGGAACCACGAGGAAAACAGACCCACUUGGCUACACCAUCGCAAUAUUGGUUAUGUUUUCCUGAAUGGAGACGAAAAGCUGUUUACGUUGGCAGACACACGGACUCACGGGUCUGAUGAGAUUGAUAUCUUCACUGCCUGGCUGGACCACGGCGCCUCUCCCGAAGGUGCCAGUCAUGCGUACGCCGUCCUUCCCGCUGCUGACGUGGAAAAGACAAAGCUCUCUGCAGGAAAACCGGGCGUCGAGGUCCUCUCCCAAACGCCCUCGCUCCACGCCGUCUGCCAUACGCCUUCUAUGACGAUCGGCGCCGCGUUCGUAAAGGCCGGCGAGCUGACACCUUCUGCGUGUGGAAACUCCGCCAGUCUCUCCCUCCUCGUCGACACGCCCUGCCUCGCCCUCGUCAGCGUCAGCAGCGAAUCCCCUGACGCCGCUGAGCUGUCUGUGAGCCUCGCAGACCCCCAGCAGAUGUAUGACGUCAUUCGGAUCGUGGUGACGUAUGCCGGGAGGGAGGCCGAGAGGGUCGUCCAAUUGCCUUCUGCGCCUCAAAGGGGUUCCAGCGUCACUGUUGUUGUUAUGGUUUGAUGCUUUUUUGUUUUUUUCUUAUAAUCGGAAUGUCGUGGACCGUCUGCUUUAUUAUCCUUUUUUGUUAUUUAGUUCUUAUAUCUGGAUUUCGUAUUUCACUGAUGUAUUUCAUUGGCGAAAUCUAUGACAUUGUACAUUCUGAAGAUAGAUAAAUAAAAGGGCCUAAUUC
Molecule: messenger RNA, 2412 nt
Organism: Penaeus chinensis
Lineage: Eukaryota; Metazoa; Arthropoda; Malacostraca; Decapoda; Penaeidae
Product: chondroitinase-AC-like
Exons: 15
Coding region: 27-2243 (738 amino acids)
Biological process (GO): carbohydrate metabolic process
Cellular component (GO): extracellular region
Molecular function (GO): carbohydrate binding; lyase activity
Source: RefSeq, a predicted model, not a curated record